AUGGCCCUGCCAGAGGAGCUGCGCAGUGGGCGCUUCUGGCACGAGCUGCUGGCAGAGGCAGCUGCCACCUUCAUCUUCGUGGGGAUGCUGCUGGGGGCUUCGGCGGCCCCAGGGCCACUGGCACCGGCGCUGGCCGGGGGGCUGGUGGCUGGGGGGUUGACCUGUACCCUUGGGGCACCCCAGGCCAACCCAGCUUUCACCCUGGCCCUGCUCUGCACCCGUAAGCUGGGUGCCCUGCGUGGUGCCAGCGCGCUGCUGGCUCAGUGUGCCGGGGCCGUGCUGGCGUCCGCCGCCGCCCGCGUGGUGCUGCCGCCCACCGCCAGCCUGGUCACCAGGGUCAGUGCAGAGGGGACGGCAGGACAGGCCCUGGCAUGGGAGAGCUUUGCCACCUUCCAGCUGGCACUGGCCACCUUCAGCGCCGAGCGCCUGGCUCCAUGGGGUGGGCUGCUCCUGGGCAGUGCCGUGGCUGCUGGUGCCCUGGCUGCAGGGCCGGUCUCGGGGGGCAGCCUGAACCCCGCGCGCUCGCUGGGACCCGCCGUCGUCACCGGCGUCUGGGACCAUCACUGGGUGUACUGGCUGGGCCCCAUUCUGGGUGCUGUCCUGGCUGGAUUCUCCUAUGAGUUCCUCUUCACCCCCGAUGCCCCCCGGGAGCACCUUUGUUCCUGCAUCACCUGCAGGGACAUGGCACUGGUGGAGACCACCAGCCCAGCCCCCUCCUCACCC
Molecule: messenger RNA, 723 nt
Organism: Colius striatus (speckled mousebird)
Lineage: Eukaryota; Metazoa; Chordata; Aves; Coliiformes; Coliidae
Product: aquaporin-4-like
Exons: 5
Biological process (GO): transmembrane transport
Cellular component (GO): plasma membrane
Molecular function (GO): water channel activity
Source: RefSeq, a predicted model, not a curated record